Hibiscus syriacus is the source of this 913-nucleotide messenger RNA. Its product is annotated as double-stranded RNA-binding protein 1-like. The record is from RefSeq and is a predicted model, not a curated record. The transcript is spliced from 5 exons. Bases 17 to 913 code for a protein of 298 amino acids. NCBI's taxonomy places the organism in Eukaryota, Viridiplantae, Streptophyta, Magnoliopsida, Malvales, Malvaceae.
AAGAAAAGAAAAGAAAAUGUACAAGUCGAAGUUGCAAGAGCUUUGCCAGCAAAGGCAAUGGGCAUUGCCAUGGUACACCUCCAUGAAAGAUGGCCCUGAUCACAAUCCUUGCUUCAAAUCCUCCGUCUUCCUCAACGGCACCUCGUUUCACUCCUCUGUCCCUUUCAAAUCUUGUAAAGAAGCACAAAACGACGCCGCUAAGUCCGCUUUCCUUCACUCCUCCCAUUCCCUUGCUGCUGCAAAUCCUGUUCAAGAGCCUGAGUUAGGAAUGUACAAGAAUCUGUUGCAAGAGUUGACUCGGAGAGAAGAAUGGAGUUUACCAGAUUAUAAGACAACUCAAUGUGGUGAGCCUCACAGGCCUACGUUUUUCUCAAGCGUUGAAGUGAAAGGACAUGUUUUUCCUGGGAAAGGAGGGAAAUCCAAAAAGGAAGCUGAGAUCAACGCUGCUAAACUUGCUUACACCAAUCUAACCAAUCUUAAAUCAUCCUCUCAAGACGUGCAAGUAGAAGGAAAAGAGUUGGCAAAUUCCACUACCAAUAUUGUUAACUCCGAUUCUUGCUCUAAAUCUGUGCCUGUCUCACUCAAAGAAGGCUUCCAAGGGGAAACUCUCAAAUCUGCGCCCGGUUCAGACUUAACCCCUGCUGUAGAAAACGAAGAACAUGCCAAAGAAGGUAAAUAUUUUCACCUUGCUCCAAUAUUCUAUUUCUUCAUUUUCAAACCACACUUUUUACUUAAAUGCCUUAAAUUCAUUCGUGUGUGGCUUAUUGUUGCCUGCUAUUUACUCAACAACAGGUUCAGAGUUUAUCUAUGUUACCCUGACAUUACAUUUCCACAGGGUAUCACCGUGGUGCCCAUCAGUGAGGAUAAAUGGGUGGCUGAGAGCUUGGAAUUCCCAAAUGGAACAGAUGAUUGA